AUGCCAUUGCAGCUGGACGAUGCUUCAGAACAAGUUCAGAUAUUGCUGCAAAGCAUGACGAUUCUCGUCAAGCUAGCCAUGAUGGACAGUGCUACCUACCAUCAAUCACUCCAGAAGAACCAUGACAACAAUACUACAACAUCCCACAAAAGCACUGUCUGUCAGCUUCAAAAGUCCCUAGAUAAUCUGCAACAUCAAUGGAGACUCGAAGAAACACCGGCCAUGCAGCUCUGCACUCUGAUUCAUGGCUUUCAUGGAACCAUUUACAAUCUACAGAAAGAUGCCGAAGAACAGGCAACACUAUACGAACAACUCUACCAAAAGACCCAAGACUACCAAGAACGCAAUGCCAAGCUCGAACGGGCUCUUCUCAAACUACAUGCGCAAAAUGCCAAACUCGCUGCCAAAGUCAAGCAGCGAGCCACGGAAAAGAAAUCCCUAGUCAAACACGUGCAAGGAUACGCCCAACAAGUCAAGGAUUUUCAAAGGGAACAACAGCAAUUGGAAGAACGCACCGUUGCCUAUCAGCUGCAAGCGCAUGAACAGUUCUUGCAGCAAACACCACCAUCGCGCAGACGGUGCGUUUCGAAUGACAUUCCAUUGAGCAUUGCAAACAGAGCUCGGGGGCUGUCGACGGAUAGCAACUUUAGUGAUUUGGAUGCUCUAGACUUUGGUACCAGUAGUGGAUCCAAUCAUCAUGAUCAUCAUCAACAGCAACAGGUACUGCUAAGUGGUGUCGGUAUCUCUUCUAGCAGUGAUGAUCAGUCAUCCGUCGCGUCGUUAGUCACCGAUGGGGGUGUUGCCACGGUUCGUUUGACGGUGGAUCAGCAAAUGUCUUGCUCUUCCUUUUGUUCCUCUUCCCCGCCCUGCACCCCCAAGAGGGAAGCCACACUCAAGGACAGUAAUGGCGGCAUGUCGUCCUUUUUGCGAAGCCCUCCUUGGCAGUCAAGGGCCAGGGCCACUCCGCCACCGGUAUGGGAGAUUACAUUCCCCGAUGCCACGUCUAUUGGGUUGCAAUUUGAAAGGUUGGAAGUGGAAACUCUUUCCAAUCAUAGUAAUGUUGACUGGCUUACAAAAUCGCCUCAGAGGAGGCCCAAGGGAAUCUUGAACCAUGUCAUUGUGGAAGACGGGGGGCCUCCUGCCCUACCAUCACUCCGCCAUGAUGAUGCGCACAUGGACGAUGAGGACAACAAGAAUUUCUGGACCAAAGUGUUUGGUGGUAAAACAACAACAGAUACAGAUCAACCCAUGGACCACCACCACCAAAAGACGGUUGGGCCAAGCCACAGUAUCUUUGUGGUUUCCGGCUUCCAAGGGUUUCACGACGAAACCGAUCGCCCGGAUUUGGGUGCUACACUGGUUUCCAUCAAUGGCAAUCCAGUGAAUGGAACCUGGUCUUUGGAGGACCUACACAAAGAGUUGCUGGCCCGAGCUCAGCGCCAACAAGACGACAAGCCAGAGCCAAAGAGCGGGAACGAAGAACCUGCAAAACGGGUUACCCUUUGCUUUCGUCAUGAUCCCUUGUCAAAGUCUGCGAGAGAACGCCUGGAAAAGGCAAACGCAGAAAGAAACGAAGGAGGGAACAAUCCCUCCUCGAGCAACCACCACAACGCCGACGUUGAAAAGGUUACAGAAGGAGGAAGGAGGAGCUCCGCCAGGUUCGGUUUUCUCAAGAUGCAGAGUCCCGGGCGCACUUUGAAGGAAAACCUUCAUCAGAAUCAAACAGCGGCAACGGAUCGGUGCCCUUCGCCGGAGAAAGUACCGAGGAUUACCACGCCCAAAGGGGGCAGUAAGGUGAGCAGCAUGAUUUCGUCAAAGCUUCCAACCUUCUUCCAAGUUAAGGAGGAACAAGGGGAUGGAGCAAAUACAACGACACCAAAGUCAAGAACAAAGGUGAAUCCUCCCUUCUUCCCAGGUACAGCAACAACGCAAAGGGACGAGAAUGAAACAAAGGAUGAAGAUAGUACUGGUUUGUCUCAACGAGAUGACACAGGAGCGGACCCAGACCACAAGCCACCUACUCCAUCAGCCAACAUUUUGUCGUUCUUGUCAUCGCAAAAGCUAAAAAGAGACAACUCUGUCUCCACUAAUACGAACCCUGCAGUCACUGCCUCCGCCGCAGAGCAAGACGACGCAGACAAGUCAGUCGAGAUCAGUUUUACCGCGACAAAAGAUACCAAUGAAGGAAACGACCCGUUGGGGGAGACAACUUGCACCAAGGACUCCAAAGAGGCUCUUUUUGCAUCAUCAGAAAGCGAAGGCGACGAGACCGUCGAGAGCACCGCGGUUGGUAGUGAAGACUCCUCGGAAAGGGCGACAGGAGGCGGUGACAAAUUUUCUGAGCAUGUUCACAAGUCCAUUUACGCGCUAGUUGGGUGA
Seminavis robusta is the source of this 2379-nucleotide messenger RNA. The record is from the annotation of a GenBank genome assembly. NCBI's taxonomy places the organism in Eukaryota, Bacillariophyta, Bacillariophyceae, Naviculales, Naviculaceae.